AUGGUAAUCAUGGAGCUGCUGCUAGGUCCGCAGCCGUUGGUACGACCAAUGUUCACACAACACACGCAUAUCGUCGACAACAUGAAUAGCGUCGAACAGUGUGCAGACGACAGAGAACACGCGAAGAGUGUUGAAAUUAAUGAGGGUGCAGAAUAUGUGAGAAAAGAUUAUGUGGAAAUAAAAUAUGAUCAAAUGUUGGACGACACGUCGAAAAGUCCGACUUCCGGCGAUGAAUCGUCACGAACUCACGGGGGUAACUACAGAUCUGAAUUAAAGCGACCCGACCUGAAAGGAAGUUUUCGAUGUUCGAUAUGUGCGAAGGUGUUCUGCCACUCGUCGUCAUUGUCAAGACAUCGAAUGCAGGCUCACUUCAAGAGCUACAAAUGCACUCUUUGUCGCAAAGACAUUACUACGGCUACCGUAACCGUUGUCGAAUUGCGCGCGUUGUCCUUCAUAGGGCUGCUGUCCGACUGUCCAUUGACAUUCUACGUCGCCGAAGCGAUCCGUAACGCAGAAUGUCUUAUCAUAGAUGCUUGUUGUGUAUUUGAGUCGGCUAUUAAUCAUUUCCCUACAUCUCGUUUGACCCAAAUAGCAUACAACGCUGACCGCCGUUAA
Angiostrongylus costaricensis is the source of this 615-nucleotide messenger RNA. The record is from the annotation of a GenBank genome assembly. NCBI's taxonomy places the organism in Eukaryota, Metazoa, Nematoda, Chromadorea, Rhabditida, Metastrongylidae.